CCUCAUCUCUCGUUAUAGCCAGAAAGUUAAAGGAGGAGGAAGAAGAAGAGAAACAAGGAAAGCGGCAAUGGCGACGUCCGUGGCAUCGACUCCGGCCAUCGUCGGCCAAUUCAAGGGAAGGAUCGCUACCAGAGGUCUUCUUGCUCCCAAGGGCAUCUCAGGGAUUCCCCUCAGAGUCUUGCCGUCCAGGAGAACGUCUACCACCUUCACCGUCAGAGCCGUGCAGACCGACAAGCCAUACCAAGUGAUAGAGCCACUCAAUGGCGAUCCCUUCAUCGGAAGUCUAGAGACUCCCAUCACUUCCAGCCCUCUCAUAGCCUGGUACCUCUCCAACCUGCCCGCCUACCGGACUGCCGUGAGCCCACUUCUCCGUGGGAUUGAGGUCGGCCUAGCCCAUGGCUACCUCCUGGUUGGACCCUUUGUCAAGACCGGUCCAUUGAGAAACACUAUCUAUGCUGGAUCUGCUGGGUCUUUGGCUGCUGGUGGGCUGGUUGUGAUCCUUUCCAUCUGCCUGACCAUGUAUGGAGUUGCAUCAUUCAAUGACGGUGAGCCAUCUACGGGGCCGACGCUCACCUUGACCGGAAGGAAGAAGGAAGCAGACAAGCUUUUUACUGCAGAUGGCUGGGCUGCCUUCUCGGGUGGGUUCUUCUUUGGAGGCAUCUCUGGUGUCAUCUGGGCCUACUUCCUCCUCUAUGUUCUUGACCUCCCCUACUACAUCAAGUGAAGUUCUGAAGUCUCUUCUACUUUGUUGGGUGGGUGGGCUUUGGAUGUUUCAUGUGCCUGAGGGGAUGGACAUAUUAUGUUGGAAGUGUAUAUUAGCUGGAUUAAUGGACCUGUUUUGAUGCUUCUUCCUGCAAA
Molecule: messenger RNA, 858 nt
Organism: Nymphaea colorata (pocket water lily)
Lineage: Eukaryota; Viridiplantae; Streptophyta; Magnoliopsida; Nymphaeales; Nymphaeaceae
Product: photosystem I reaction center subunit XI, chloroplastic
Exons: 2
Coding region: 68-724 (218 amino acids)
Biological process (GO): photosynthesis
Cellular component (GO): photosystem I; chloroplast thylakoid membrane; photosystem I reaction center
Source: RefSeq, a predicted model, not a curated record